Messenger RNA from Schistocerca gregaria, 724 nucleotides. RefSeq lists its product as uncharacterized. The transcript has 2 exons. The coding region runs from base 124 to 570 and encodes 148 amino acids. NCBI's taxonomy places the organism in Eukaryota, Metazoa, Arthropoda, Insecta, Orthoptera, Acrididae. The record is from RefSeq and is a predicted model, not a curated record.
UCUGCGUCAAGCACCCGUAUCCGACCCCUUGCACGGCCAUCCAGCGCGUGUUUCCACUGACAGAACGCGAGCACCCCCACUUUCGCUCCUCUAACUCGAAGAAAACGCACCGCCCCACCACAGAUGAGCAGCAUGGGAGAUGCCAACCUCCUCGAACUGAACCCAUCAGUGAAGGAGAUGGACGCUACUGAGAGAGAGAGCGUGCUGAGCAAGGUCGCACUGAUCAAGGCUAUCUACAUCGCGAAGGAGAACAUCGAGAAGUACGAGCAGAAACUCGAACAACUCACUCAAGUGGUGAACGAACUGCCGGACGAAUCUGACGAUAUCUACGCGGCUCCACCGCCUCCCCCGUCCAUAACGCCCUUUCUGCAAAAAUACAAGAUGGUGGACGCGUCCGAAAACCGUCGAAUACAAGUGCAAGACUUCAAUAUCGCCAAGAGAGAAGCCAAAAACACCAUAGAAGACCUGAUGCUCCAGAUCGCCGCUCUGAAAUCCAUUCUGCACACAACUCUCUUGCCAAGGAUACCCGAAUUGGAGGCGAUAAUUCGAAAUUCGGAUGUGAAGCUGUAGCUCCCUUUACAGAGGGAGCUUUCCCCCCGAGGAACGAUUAUUCGCGCCGCUUUCGUACAAUCAGCGGGCUUCGCGACGGACGGCGUGCGACCGCGGUGCUCGUCUGUCGUGCGUUCCGCGCAAAAAAAAAAAACUCAAAAAUAAAACAUAAACC